Molecule: messenger RNA, 540 nt
Organism: Meyerozyma guilliermondii ATCC 6260
Lineage: Eukaryota; Fungi; Ascomycota; Pichiomycetes; Serinales; Debaryomycetaceae
Product: translation machinery-associated protein 20
Exons: 1
Coding region: 1-540 (179 amino acids)
Biological process (GO): formation of translation preinitiation complex
Molecular function (GO): RNA binding
Source: RefSeq, a predicted model, not a curated record
AUGUUCAAAAAAUUCACCAAGGAAGAUGUUCACUCUCGUUCCAAUAUCAAGUCGUCUGCUCAACGAGGUUUAAAGGCCAAAUUUGUUGACCAGUACGAAGGGUUGGAGCCUGCCAUAGACAAUGUCAUACCGAAAAAGUCACAGUUAACUUUGAUCAAAUGUGAAGACAAAAUUCAAUUGUAUGCCUUAGAUGGAGAGGUGGUGUUAUUCCAGUACUUUGACGAUCUCAUUCCCACUUUGAAGACCGUACACAAGUAUCCUCAGGGAUUUCCUUCUGUACAAGUUGAUCGUGGAGCAAUCAAGUUUGUCUUGUCUGGAGCCAAUGUGAUGUCGCCUGGACUCACUUCUGCUGGAGGAAAGUUGCCUGAAGAGCCAUUACCACAGAACAGCAUAGUAGUGAUAUAUGCUGAGGGAAAAGAACAUGCUUUGGCCAUUGGGAAGUUGUUAAUGGGCACUGAUGAAAUCAAAGAAAAGAACAAGGGCAUUGGUAUUGAAUUGGUUCACUAUCUUGGUGAUGGUUUAUGGGAUUUCACCGAGUAA